Messenger RNA from Ylistrum balloti, 1553 nucleotides. Its product is annotated as protein ERGIC-53-like. The coding region runs from base 1 to 1506 and encodes 501 amino acids. Gene Ontology annotation, cellular component: endoplasmic reticulum membrane; Golgi membrane; endoplasmic reticulum-Golgi intermediate compartment. The record is from RefSeq and is a predicted model, not a curated record. Gene Ontology annotation, molecular function: D-mannose binding. Lineage: Eukaryota; Metazoa; Mollusca; Bivalvia; Pectinida; Pectinidae. The transcript is spliced from 15 exons. Gene Ontology annotation, biological process: Golgi organization; endoplasmic reticulum to Golgi vesicle-mediated transport; endoplasmic reticulum organization.
AUGUUGUGGACGGUGCUCCUGUUUUCGCUGUUUUUUACAGCAGAAUGCGUAAAUUGGAAACCACGAUUUGAAUACAAGUAUAGUUUUAAAGGUCCACACUUGGUGCAAAGUGAUAAAAGUGUGCCAUUUUGGGAAUAUUCCGGAGAUGCAAUUGCAAGUGAUGAGAACAUCAGAAUUACACCUUCAUUAAGAAGCAAAAAAGGACAAGUAUGGGCGAAAAAUCCGACAACAUUUGCCAUGUGGUCUGUAGAAAUGGUUUUCAAGGUCACAGGGAGAGGCCGUGUAGGUGCCGAUGGAAUGGCACUUUGGUUUUCGGAGCAGCGAGGCGUUGAGGGGCCAGUGUUUGGCAGUAAUGACCAGUGGAAGGGUCUGGGAAUCUUUCUCGACUCUUUUGACAAUGAUGGACAGCACAAUAAUCCCUAUGUGAUGGCCAUGGUUAAUGAUGGAACCAAAGUGUACGAUCAUCAAAGUGAUGGUCUACAACAGCAGACUGGUGGAUGUUUACGUGACUUCAGAAACAAACCAUACCCUGUCCGCAUCAAAGUGGAGUAUUACAACAAUAUCCUUACUGUUUUCUUUAACAAUGGACUUACAAGUAACAAAGAUGACUUUGAGUUAUGUCUGAGACAGGAGAAUGUUGUUCUCCCAGCUUCAGGAUACUUUGGAAUCUCGGCAGCAACUGGAGGUCUAGCAGAUGAUCAUGAUGUAUUGGCGUUUUUGACUCAUUCGCUGAUUGACACAGACAACCAGCCCGACAUGCAGCAGGUUCCUGAGCAGGAGAAACAAAAAUAUGAGAAAGAAUUUGAUGACUAUUAUCAGCAGCUCGAAAAACAAAAACAAGAAUUCCAGCAGCAGCAUCCCGAUCGUGUCAGCCCGGAUCUGGAUAUGCCAGGCAUGUUUGAGUCCCAGGGGGAACAGGAACUGAAGAUGAUAUUUGACGGCCAGAAUGAGAUGCAUAAUUCCCUUAAAUUAUUAAACAGGAAACUGGACGAACUGUUAGGAAGACAGGAAAUGGUGCUAUCCAAGAUUAGUCAAUUACCAAGUGGACAAGGACAAGCUUUACCACCAGGACAGGCCGGUAACCAACCACAGCUCGGUUCUACUAUACAACGACACGAGGUGGACAAAGUUCUUAAUAAUCAAAAUGACAUUAUGACAAACGCUAGAGAAAUACGACAUAUAAUAAACGACGUACAACAAAAAGCUAAUUAUAUACAGAAUAAUGUAGGGGCUGGAGGGGCCCAACAAGGGGGCACUGGUGGAGGACUCCCGGCCGACAUAGACCAGAUUAUAAGAGAGCUACAUAACAAUGUCCGCUCAGUAAAAUCUGAUACGCUUAAUAUGAUGCAGCGUCCGAUGCCUACAGCGGGAAGUUGUCCACCAGUAGAAUCAGGAUGUGUAUCUCCCUUCCUUUUCUUUGUCGCUCUUGGAGCCCAAGUUAUGGUACUCAUAGGUUACAUGGUUUAUAGACAAAGUAAAGAAAAUCAAGCGAAGAAAUUUUACUAGGUAGUCAAGGAUACAAUUAAUGCUUUUAAAAAUUUCACUUGUUAACA